Molecule: messenger RNA, 1164 nt
Organism: Ogataea philodendri
Lineage: Eukaryota; Fungi; Ascomycota; Pichiomycetes; Pichiales; Pichiaceae
Exons: 1
Coding region: 1-1164 (387 amino acids)
Biological process (GO): protein N-linked glycosylation
Cellular component (GO): mannan polymerase complex
Molecular function (GO): alpha-1,6-mannosyltransferase activity
Source: RefSeq, a predicted model, not a curated record
AUGGAUUCUUCCUCUUCUGCCCUGAAGGGCAACAAGAACGGUCUCUUGGUCGCCACGUUGUUGGUGCUGACCGCUCUGAUCAGCUCGUUUUCCACCAGAGCCUAUAUCACCAAAUCUGCAGGUACCCCUGACUUGUCUCAAGAGUACUUGUACUUCCAAAGAUACCAACAGACAGAUAGAUACAAGCAGAACCCGAAAUACCUGGAUUCGAACCCGUUCGACAUCGACACCACCUACCAUCGUUUGAUUAAAGCUUUCCCUUACACCAAGACUCCUGGGGGAAUCCCGAAAAACAUCUUCCAGAUGUGGAUUUCUCCAGAACCGGUCCCUGAGAACGACCUUCCGUACCCUGAUUUCAGAAAAACAUGGAAGGAACAGAACCCAGACCACAACUACACCGUGUUGAGCUGGGAGGCUGUGCGGGACGCAGCCAAGGAGGCGUUUGAAACGACGGUGCCAGAAGUGUGGGAGGUGCUGGAGUCGAUGCCGUUGGUUAUUUUGAGAUCCGACUUCUCGAGAUACUUGAUGCUGUACUUGAACGGAGGUGUGUGGGCUGAUCUGGACACCGGGUGCGACCGGCCCAUAAGUAAGUGGUUCCACAAUACCAUAGACAGCGACAUACGAUUUGUCGGUUCUGUGGAGCACGAUCUGAACAGCGAAAGAUGGCCCAGCCUCACCAGUAGACGGCUGCAGUUCGAAAACUGGGCGUUCACGAGCGACAACUUCCAUCCUGCGCUUGCCAUGGUGAUUGCGCACGUGGUGAGAAUGCACUUCAUCAUCAUGUACGAGGGCCAUCUGGACAUGUACACCAAGGAAGACGGCGGUGGGAACAGCUGCCACAAGAUUUCUGUGAUCGACUGGACCGGACCGGGCAUUUUCAGCGACGGAAUCUACAGAUACAUGAACACUGCCGAAAAACGCGUGUUCCAGGACAUGGAUUUCGACCGUUACAACUCGGACGAGACGCUUGUUGGCCCAGGAACCGGCGAGAAGAUCAACUGGCGGGGCUUCUCCGGACUCGUUGCGCCCGUCGUGUUCAACAACGACGUGUGCAUACUGCCAAAGUCCGGUUUCCGGUGCAAGAACGACUUUGACGAGUCGUUGGAGGAAUACUGCUACCUCACGCACUACUUCUCGCACUCGUGGUUUAAAGAGGUGGAUUAG